Molecule: messenger RNA, 2006 nt
Organism: Poeciliopsis prolifica (blackstripe livebearer)
Lineage: Eukaryota; Metazoa; Chordata; Actinopteri; Cyprinodontiformes; Poeciliidae
Gene: hhat
Product: hedgehog acyltransferase
Exons: 12
Coding region: 322-1815 (497 amino acids)
Biological process (GO): protein palmitoylation
Cellular component (GO): endoplasmic reticulum
Molecular function (GO): palmitoyltransferase activity
Source: RefSeq, a predicted model, not a curated record
AGUUGAUGUGAAACCACUUUAAAGCAGAGCAGUCCAGUUUAUCAAUGGCCUGUAGUCCAUAGGAGUUAAUACGGUAACUUCAUAAGUCAGUCUGCCUGCAGCUCACAGACUCAAUUAGUUUAUGGAGGCUUCCGGGUUCAGUUAGCAAAGCGAAAACAGUGUAAUUUGUUUUACAAACAUUCAGGAAUCACAGGUAUUUCUCAAAGCAUGAAACAACAGCACCGAGCGAAACCUCCCAGUUCGGAAAGCUGGAGCUAUUAAAACCUUUGUGGGAAGUAUUUACAAGAUUUACGAGGCAUUACAGCAGAGUGACAUUACCCGAUGCCAUCCCAGCUGUCACCGCUGCCAUGGCCUGAGAUCUUUGUGUACUGGCUGCUCUCUUUGGGCUCUCAUUUUUACUCUUUUUACCAGCUGCACAAGUUCUCCAGAGAGCAUGAAGCUGGCUUACAGAGAGAGGUCCAGUUGGAAAAUGGCCUUUUUAAGAGCUUCAAAAGGGACCCGUCUGACUUUGAGUGGAGUUUCUGGACUGAGUGGGCCAAAAAGUCUUUACUGUGGACUCUAGUUGGUCAUGGCGUGUUAUCAAGAUUGGCGGCCAUUUUUCACCCAAAGCUUAAGGUGCUUGCGCUCACAGUGUUCGACUUCUUGGCAGCCAGCAGCUUGCUGGGCUUUAAGGGUGUGGGAGUUCUGCUUCUACAGCUGUCCGUUGCCUUCUCAGUGGCCCAGCUGCGAAAGCCUUCUUUGGCGUGGAUCACUAACCUUCUGCUGCUCUCCACAAUUCACAUCCAGCCACUGCAAGACAUCCAGAGAGGCUGGUACAGCACAGAGGAGGAGUACUACCUGCUACUUUUCAGCGUUUCUGUCUGUGGCCUGCGAUUCAUCAGCUUCAGCCUAGAGCACUGCUGGAGCCCUUUUGAGUGCAGUCGAGUCGCGCACCUCUUCUGGCUGUUUUCAUACACCUUCUAUCAUCCUUUCUUCUACAAUGGACCCAUUAUCACUUUCAAAGCCUACGCUGAGCAGAUGAGGAAAUCGGCCGACGAGAACAGCGGGGAGGAAUCUGUCUUUGGCUUCGUGGUGGUCAGAUCAGUCCGGGUCGCUCUGUGGUGGAUCCUGGCAGAAUUCAUGAUCCAUGUCAUGCACAUGCACGCCAUCCACUCUAAUGAGACCUACAUAGAAAUGCUUCCUCCGUGGGCUUUGGGGGGUCUGGCCCUGGCUCUCGUCCAGUUCUUCUAUGUGAAGUACCUGGUGCUGUUUGGGCUUCCCUCCAUGCUCGCCACUUUGGACGGCCUGGUCCCCCCGAAGCUCCCGCGCUGCGUCAGCAUCAUGCACAGCUUCACAGGGAUGUGGAGGCACUUUGACGAGGGGCUGUAUCGAUGGCUUAUCAGAUACAUCUACGUGCCUCUGGGUGGCUCCCGCCAUGGUCCUCUCUCCAAAGUGUUUUCCACCGGCGUCGCCUUUGCGUUCGUCUGCUUCUGGCACGGCGGCCAGGACUACCUGCGGUACUGGGCCCUGAUGAACUGGGCCGGCGUUCUGGUGGAAAACGGCAUCAGAGCUCUCUUCGCCUCGGCUCGCCUUCACUCCAUAGUUGAGCAGAGUUUCUCCUUGGCGAUGCGAAGGCGCUGCGCCGCCCUCCUCUGCGCCUUCUCGACGGCCAUGCUCAUCCUGUCUAAUCUGGUGUUCCUCGGGGGGACGCACGUGGGCAGAAUCUUCUGGAAGCGCGUCUUCGUUCAGGGGUGGCCCACCGUCGCUCUGCCGAUGCUCGCCUUCCUCUACUGCUUUGCUCAGGUUGGACUUGAGCGAACGUCUUCCCCACCGUGAGUCACCUUGACUUCCUGGAAACGUGAGAAUCCCUGCUGCCGGACAACCAGGGCGACCCGCAGAGCCGCGGCGACCCGGCCAACAGCCACGCCUAGUGUCCGAAACACAGCCCAAAGUUCUGCUGCGGAGCAGAGCUGCACCACAAAGCAAAAAAAAAAAAACAACAACAACAACAAAUGCUGGACCAAGGA